CAUAAAUUAAAACAUUUUUAUAUGUUUGAGAUCCGCCGCUGUCUCCCGGUGGGGGUCCGUUCUCCCGGGGUUCGACUCCGGUUCUGCAGCCUCACGGUCCGUCAUGUCCCGGAGCGGCGCCGCCUCUAGAUGGCGCUGUGGUCCUCGCGCACCGGAAGCAGCGGGACCGUCACUUCCGGUUUGCAGGGACAACAUGGCGAUGCUCGGCAGGGUCGCGACCAGGCUCCAGUUCGGAGUCCGAAGCCGUCCUUCGUUCUCCGUCCGGGCGUCUUUCUGCUCCGGUAACCCCCCCGCCGACAGCCCCCGCUCCGGGUUCGCCGCCGCCUUCGAGCUGCAGACGGAGCUGCGGCGGGAGGCGGAGAGCUCCGGGCCGGCCGGCGCCCCUCCCGGGACGGAGCGGAGCUUCACCGCGCUGCUGCGCCGCUCGCCGCUGUUCCAGAUGGGGCCCCCCCGGGACCGCGUGGUGGUGGGGAGGGUGUACCACGUGGUCCAGGACGACCUGUACGUGGACUUCGGGGGGAAGUUCCCCUGCGUGUGCCGGCGGCCCGCCGAGGGGGGGCAGGAGCUGCAGCGGGGCUCCAGGGUCCGACUGCGCAUGCUCGACCCGGAGCUCACCGCGCGCUUCCUGGGAGCCAGAACCGACACCACGCUGCUGGAGGCGCAGGCGGUUCUGCUGGGCCCACUGGACGGACGGGAGCCGCACGGCCGGGACUAGAACCGGGAGCAGAACCAGGACAUCCGGACCACACCGGUCCAGAGACUGUCAUUGACCGCGUGGACAUUGAGCAUGCGCAGAGAGACUCAGGACAGCACGAGUUUCUUUAUUUGCUCUUUAUUAAGUUCAAAGCCAGAGCGGGGGGCGGGUCUGUUUAGAUCCUUACUCAUUGGACACGCCCCUUCAUGUCUUGUCACGUGACCCGGGGAUCACCUGACAGUCCCCCGCAUCCCAUGAAGAUCUGUUUGUUUAUUUAUCAGAAUUCUGCAGGAGGAAAACAAUACAAUUUCUUUUUUGACAAA
Molecule: messenger RNA, 1017 nt
Organism: Oryzias melastigma (Indian medaka)
Lineage: Eukaryota; Metazoa; Chordata; Actinopteri; Beloniformes; Adrianichthyidae
Gene: mrps28
Product: mitochondrial ribosomal protein S28
Exons: 1
Coding region: 104-715 (203 amino acids)
Cellular component (GO): mitochondrial small ribosomal subunit
Source: RefSeq, a predicted model, not a curated record